Dictyostelium discoideum AX4 is the source of this 3414-nucleotide messenger RNA. RefSeq names its product EGF-like domain-containing protein. The transcript has 7 exons. NCBI's taxonomy places the organism in Eukaryota, Evosea, Eumycetozoa, Dictyosteliales, Dictyosteliaceae. The record is from RefSeq and is a predicted model, not a curated record. The coding region runs from base 1 to 3414 and encodes 1137 amino acids.
AUGAAAUACAAUUUACCAAUAUUAAUUAUCCUUUUGAUUUCAUUUAUAUCUUUUGUAAACUCUGUUGAUCUUGUUUCUGAAGAGGUACCAUAUCUUUAUAGUAUUAUUCAAAAAGUUAAUGACACAAAACUUAAUAUACCAAACAUUGAAACAAUAAUAUGUAGUGGGGUAUUUUUUGGUUCAAGGUGUAAUUCCAACGGAAAUUUAGAAUCUUUGACAUUGAGAUCCACAACAAAUGAAAUUUUAAGUUGGAGUGAUUUUAAUGGGUUCACUAAACUUUACUAUUUAUAUAUGGCAGAAGUUUCGGUAGAUCAAAAUUUUGCAUACUUUCCAAUUCCCUCAAUAGGCUAUUUAUCAAUUCACAAUAAACUAUACUUUGAAUUUGAUAAAGUCCUUCCAAAAUAUGAUAAUGUUUAUAUUAAUUUUCAAGGAGAAGGAAUUAAUAGUCACAUGAAUAUUAAAGCAUCUUAUUUGAAAGAUGUAACAAGUUUCACUGUUUUGGGAGCAAUAUGUGAUAUUGAAAUUGAUGGUGAUCAAAGUGGUAAUAAACUCUCAUCAUUAUUUUUUAAUACUAAAAAUAUACCUGAUGUAUCAUCACUUUCUUUUCUAAGGACUUUAAGCUUCAAUUUAGGAAAUGAUUUUAAUCAAUCUUCAUUAGUGAACAUUCUAUCUUUUAGUAAAUUAACUUACAUAGGAAUGGGUUUUUCAAAUUCAAAUCCUUUAAAUUUCCCAACUGAAUUUUCUAAUAUUAUUAAUCCAAUGUGGGGUACUAUAUAUUUUACACAAGGAAAUUGGGGUCCACCAGCUGAUUAUAUUGAUUUAUCAAAUAGUAAUCAAACACUUGUUUCAUUUUCUUUAAAAAAUGCUGGUAAAAAAUUCAAUAUUAAUGGUAAUUUCCCAUUUUCAAAAUUACCAACAGGUACAUGUAGUAACUUUAUAGUUGAAAAUGGAAACUUUUCAACAUUACCAGAUCUAUCAAUUUUUCAAAGAGCCCAACAAUUUUCAUUAUCAAAUUCUGAAAUUGGUGGUAAUCUUCCAUCUGUAAAAGAUACAUUACAAAAAUCAGCAUUCACUCAAACUGCUACUUUAAGUAAUAACAAACUAACUGGUAGUAUCGAUGAAUCAUGGUGUUCAAUUAGUUUAGAUGUUUCAAAUAAUUUAUUAUCAGGAUCUUUACCAGAUUGCUAUUAUUGUUAUUUACAAGAUCCAACAUAUCAAAGAAGAUUAGUUGGUAAUAAUUUUUCAAAUUAUAAUUUAACUUCAACUUGUAAUGAUGGUCAAAUAAAUGUUUAUAAAUUUUUAAAUUUAUCAUCAACACGAGUUACAUUAAUUGGAAAAAAUAUUGGAACAAAUUUAGAUAAUAUUGUAACAUAUCCUGAAAUUAAAUUUAGUUCAAAUAAUUUAAAUGAUAGUUUUUCAGGAUAUUUUAGUGUUGCUAGUAAUCAAUAUGAUAUUAUUCAAAUUAGAUUUUUAAUACCAGGAAUUAAUUUCACAGUUUCAAUCGCAGGUAAUGCACCACAAAUCGAUACGAUCAUUCAAAAUAAUGCAACAUUUGAAAUCACUGGUCAAUAUUAUUCUUAUGAUAAAUCAGUUGUAAAUGUUAAGAUCGGUAAUAAUGAUUGUAUUGUUAAAUCAACUACAUUCUAUAAAAUAAUUUGUGAUAUUAAUUAUCCAAUUGUUGACUAUGGUAAUAAAUCAUUUACAGUUAUGGUUGAAGAUAAAAGUACAACAACCUACUUUAAUUUAAUUCAUACUCCUGUUCCAUGUAAAAAUCCAACUUGUAAUUCAAAUGGAAUUUGUAAUGAUCAUAUGGGUGUUUGUGCAUGUUUUAAAGAAUGGACUAGUGAGGAUUGUUUAAUCCCAAUUCAUAAUGUAACAAACUCAACCAAAGUUCCAGUCGAAUCUGGUGGUGCAAUCAAAUUAUAUGGUUGGUUUGGUGAUAUUCAUUUGGGUAUUUCUGUUUCCUUUAAUGGUGUUAGCUCCCUUAUAGAUUCAAUUAAUUCAAAUACAAUCUAUGCUCAAAUUGGUAAAGGAUUCGGUUUUGUAAAAACUGAAGUAACCCAAAAUGGUAUAACAUGGUCCGGUUUAAUUAAUCCAUACCUUCAACCUGAAAAUGGAUAUUGUAAUGAAACUACUAAACAAUGUACAUGUAAUAAUAAAUGGACAAGCUUAGACAAUGAAAUUUGUACAAUUCCAUAUCAUUAUGUAUCGUCAUCAAGUAAGGUACCAUCCACUUCUGGUGGUAACAUUUCAAUAUCAGGUUUUUUCGGUGAUGUUCAUAAAUAUUUCCAAUUUUCAUUUGAUAAUGAAAUAAUACCAAUAAACUCAAUUGAUAAUGAAACAAUAGUUAUUUCAAUCCCACCAGGUGUUGGUUUAAAGAAUAUUGAAAUCAUUCAAAAUAAUAUUACAUGGUCUGGUUCAAUUUAUCCAUAUUCAGAAUCAACUAUUAAUUGUUUAAAUAAUUGUAGUGGUAAUGGUAAUUGUAAUUCAAAUGGUGAAUGUAAAUGUAAUUCUGGUUUCAUUGGUCUUGAUUGUUUAACAAAGGAUGUUGGUGAAUCAAAACCACCAACUGAAACAAAGGUAAAUCCCGACGGCACAACUACCAUUAUAAAUGAAGAUACUGUAUAUUUAAUUUAUAUUGAUUCAAUUGCUGAAAUUGAUUUAAAUAAUAAUCAAGUACCAAACUCUUUAAUCAAUCUUAAAAGUGGUUGGAAAAUUACAAAUACUACAAAUAACCUAACUGGUUCAGGUUCUUUAAUUUCAACAUUUUCUCAAAUUGUUAAUAAUGCAACCAUUAUAAUGACAAUUGAAAAUAUUGAAAGUAACAAUGGUAAAGAAUUUACAUUUGCAGGUAAUCAAUUCACAGUUAGUAAAGAUGGUUUUAAACUUUCAUUAUCAGUUUCAAAUUGGAAUUAUAAAAGUAAUCUAAACACUUUACAAAUCCAAAUGUCAUCUGAUAUUUCAACUACUGAAGGUAAAAUUAAUAAUUGUAUAGAUAGUGAACAUACAAAUGUAGAAACAUCACCAAAUAGUAAUAAUUUACAAAAUGUUAAUUAUCUUAAAAUUAGUAAAAAUGGUAAAACACUUUAUGGUAGAUUCCAAGAUAAAAUGUUAUCAGAUGGUAGACCAACAACAACAAUCACUAAAAUAAUUUCAAAAGAUGAUAAAAAAGUUUUAAUUUCACUUGAUAUGCCUCAUUGUAAUCAAUGUUUAUUAGAUCCAGAUUUUUCAGUUAUUAUUAAUUCAGAUUUUAAGUCAUCAGAUUCAUGUGGCAAAGAAAAUAAAAAACCUUGGUUAAUUCCAGUUGCUGUCACUGUACCUGUUGUUGGUUGUGCUUUAAUAAUUGCAGCAUUCAUGUUAAGAAAAAAGAUUCAUAGCAAUAAAAUACUUCUUAAUAAAUUUGGUGGUAAAUAA